This is a messenger RNA of Candidozyma auris, 8241 nucleotides long. It is a transcript of the gene CAS4, whose product is annotated as Cas4p. Gene Ontology annotation, biological process: cell morphogenesis. Bases 1 to 8241 code for a protein of 2746 amino acids. The transcript has a single exon. Gene Ontology annotation, cellular component: cell cortex; site of polarized growth. NCBI's taxonomy places the organism in Eukaryota, Fungi, Ascomycota, Pichiomycetes, Serinales, Metschnikowiaceae. The record is from RefSeq and is a predicted model, not a curated record.
AUGAUUGAGAUUCCCAAUCUUGAGGAGCUGGGACACUCCAGACAGGAGCUCAGACAAAUAGAACAACAGUAUGACGCCCAUUCCUUCGAAGAAAGUCCUGUCAAAGGAGUAUCUGCUACCCCAAUUAGCAACGAAGAAACACAACUUUAUGAACGUGACGAACUCCACAGUCCCCAAGGACUAGAUGAUACUCCUCUUGAAAGACCUACCCUACAACAAGAGCGAGAACACCAAUAUGAAUCUCCUGAAACCCCUCAUGCUCCAGAUAUAGACAGUGGAACACAGGCCUUUUUAGGCCCUGCAUUUGAUUAUGACCAUUCCCAACUGCCGCUUGUUUCAGCUCCCCAGCUUGUCAAUACGCAGCUGUCACCUCUACCUGCUGACCAGUACUUCCUGAGCAAGUAUCAGAGACAGGUCGACCAUAUGACUUCGGAGGAGACAAUUUACGAGAAUACUGAUGCUUUUAUGAUUCACCCAAGUUCAAUAUCUCUGGCCUUUGCGAAGCAUGGUGGAGCUUCUCCUAUUGAGGAAGUACCUACAAUUAGUAAAAAAGUGGCACCCCAAAUGACCCCGGUACGUCUCCCUCGCCAAAGACCGUCUCAGCCAUCGCAUCCUCUACGAAAGAUGGUUGCAUCAUCUCCUGAUCCUGACAUUAGCUCGGAAGCCAACAUGGGGAGUGUCAGUGAUUUUGGAGCCCUCGAUGAGUUUGAUACUUCUGGUCAGUCCAAUCGAUUACCUUUAUCCAAUUCUACGACAUUGCCAAUCGCUGCUUCGCUGAAUUUUCAGACUCCUCAGCCUCUUCAAAGCCAUAACUACAUCGAGCCUUCUCCACAGCUACCGCCUCCUCUAUCAGCUAAGGCACUGAAGCUUUCAUUUUCUCACGGAGAUGAGUUCGCUCAAAUGCGUCGUGUUAUGGCCACAGAACAGAAAACUCCUGCCGAGUAUACUCUUCACAUUGUAUUCACGCAAUUUGUGCGCCAUGCUGAACGCAAAUUGAAUAUGUGUCUUGAGUAUCCUUUGCUGAACGAACCUCCAAUUUUGGAGCUAUUAGCUCAUGGUGUUGAUCCGAACUUUGACAACAUUGUCUCUGCGCUUGGGUACAUCGCGAAAAGGAAGUCUAAACCGGUGAUUGACUCGGUGAUGUUUUGGAGAAAAUCCAAAAGCGAGGUAGCUGCAAUGGCAGCUUCUGAGGUGGAGAAGAUCUAUAAUGUUGCUCAAGGCGAUUUAGCAAGAAUCGCAACCUCUACAUCCAUGAGCAAAUCUUCUCAAAAUAGUCUACAGUCUAAGACUGCAAAGCCUCCAGGAAAAGGUAAAAGAAGCCUAUCGCUUAUGCAUACUAAGAGCUUAUCAAAGUUGUCACAUAAAAGAAAUAACUCUGCAUCAGUCGUUCCCACCAAUAGCAACGGAAAUCGAAGUUCUCUCGAUCAAGAGACUGGAACGCAAUCUCUGGAAUACACUAGGCAGAAGAAGUUUUAUGACGAGCAGAUUGCACAGGCUAGGGAUACUGCAAUUCAGGCUGAGCGCAAAUCUUUAGCUUCUAUCUAUAUUCUUUGUCGUGUUUUGAUUGAAGUAGUUAAGCAAGCCUCCUAUGAGGCAGUUGGAGAUGAUCUCGGUGAAAAGCUCGAAGAGAUUGUUUACACCCAGCUAAGAACUACGGAUCCCGUUACUACACGAGAAUCAUUCGUGCGACUGGCGAAUUGGAAUCUCUUCGCAGAACUUUUGGGAUAUAUGUCCGAGAAACGUUUCGUUAGUGUAAGCGAUAGGUUUAUCGCAGAUCUUGAGAAAGUACCGUCUUCUGUGAAGCAAACUGAAGAGCCCAACAUUUGCUUACUUAUUCAAGGUAUGAAGCACCUUAAGCUCUCGAAUUAUCCAUUGGAGGCUUUUGAGGAAAGUGCAGAAUUUCUCCAGUCUCUCACUAAAUUUUUCUCGCAAUCCCACAAUCACGUAAUCUCAAUUGCGUAUGCAAAGGUGAUAAGUGAUCUAAUCUUACCUUUGGCAACUCUGUUAACGGCAGAGGCUAACCACCCUCUUUGGGUAGAGACGAUCACUAAAAUCUUCGAGAAGGCCACAGUACUUUGCAAUCAUUCUUCAGCAAGACUUGUAAACAAUGCUACACUGUCAAUCCCAAGUAUGUCAUCCAAUGAAGUUGCAGCUAGUGCAAACGAUUGGGCUAUAGCUGUGGAAUUGAUGACGUCUAGUUUGGUUGUUGCUCCAAAGGAAUUGUUUGCAGAUCAUUGGUUCAAGAUGAUUGAAUUGAAUGCUUCCAAGCUAAAGCCCAAAGGCGACAUUGCUGAUAAGACUACACUUAUGGUGUGUGCGUCUAGACUACUCUGGGUUUACAUGAACAGGCUUCCUGAUACACUCAACAACACUAUGAAGCGCCUUGAGAAUUUCUUUGAGCUCAUUUUCUUUGGUCCGCAAGUCUCAGGUAAGAAGCAAUGGAUUGUAUUGGACACUAAUUUGAUUAAUGCUACAUCUGAAGUCAUAAGAAUAGUCGGUUUUCAUCAUUUUAAUUUCGUUCUUGAGAAUGUGAUCUUGAAACUUUUGAAAAGCAGCUUCAAUGGACUGACACUCGAGAACUGUUCUCCAGAGAAGCUCAUUUUGGUCAUUGAAUCUUAUAUGCUUUGUUUGAAAGAUCUAAAGCUGGGCGAGAAGCCAAAGUUCCCUACUGACAAGGUAUUUCUGGAGGAGUUUGCAUUUCGUUUCUGCCCACCUGACAACAUCCAGAAGAGCAAUAAGGUAGGUUUAACUAAAGAUCAAAAUCGUGAGCUUCGGAAGUGGAAUAAAAUUAUGUUUGAUUUCAAGAGCAUAAAAAACUUUGAAUCCCACGAAGACAUAUGUCGAACGAUUGCAUUGCUAUUCAAACUACUUGACAAUAGAUGCGGCAUGUCUGGAUGGACAAGCUCGGAGGGACCGGCGAGCGUGGGUAACAAUGUUAAAUCCUCUUUCUCGAGCUUCUCUUUCGGCUUGGACUUUUCAUAUCAAACAUCUAGGGAUGUAAACAAGGAUCUUUUUGCGGCAAUAAUAAAUGCUUGCGCUUGGUCAAUUGCUCCUCUUGCUAUCGACAAGGGCGCCUCAGGUAUCGGAAUAAGCUUCAAAGGUUGUGCUGAGAUACUCAUAAGAAACAGCAUUCAUUAUAAUGCUCAGAUCGCGAAUGCGUCUGUCAACGCACUUCUCAAGCUAGCUUCUAGAAAGGGAGCCGGUGAACUUAUAACUAUCUUUGGCAAGGUAGCUUUUCGGCUCACAGAGAAACCGGGCCCCCACUAUGAAUCAGACUACUUUAAUUCUGAAGAGUUUUUGAGAUUGUUACGAAUUUAUGUUGAGCUCCUCAGAUGUUGGUCGAUGCAAUUUAGUCAGGAAGCGGAAGACUUCUUAGCUCAACAGGAUAAUGAACUUAUGAACAGCGAUGUCCUUAACGACCUUUAUCAAAUUAAUUACAAGGCUCCUGACUUGACCAAUUUGGAGAUCCCCACCACCAAAUGGAAACCUUAUGAGGAACUCGAAUGGAAGAAUAUAGUGACUGUCGUUGAAGAGGUCGAGGGUAACGGACUUUUUUUCUUGUGUUCACAAGAUAGUCGAGUGAGAUCACUUGCUCUAUCAAUUUUGAGAAUUGUUGAACAGUUCGAUCAGUCACUUUACCACUUUACGGAUAGAAAAAAGGAGCCUUCGCCUAGCUCUGGUGGCACCAUGAAAGGUCAUUCAAGAAAUUCCUCAAAGUAUGUGGCAGACGAGGGGACAAGGUUAAUUCAUGUACUAGAAGAGGUGGACCUCAUGAGUCUUUUAAAGCCCUUGAAGCGUGAUUUGAGUGUUCCUGAGCGUACAAGGCUCUCAAAGAUCAAAGCCAAGAAGGGUCUCUUGACCAAAUUUGCUAGCUCAGACCAUGGUGUUGACAGUACCAUCUGGUUCAGGAUAUAUCCUAAGUUGUUGGAUAUUUUCUUCGAACGAUGUCCCAUGCCUGUUGCGAUGUGUCGCUCAAUUGUUUGUGUGAGACUCGUACAAAUGCAUGAGUUGGUGCUCGAAUUUUCGGAAAACUAUAAGAACUACACAUCAUCUCUAUUUUCAAGAAGCUCGACUUCCACGCCACCUGAAGUUCUAAUCAACCAAUGGAAACUAUACUUGAUUUUUGCAUGCUGCUCAUUGACCAGCACGAACGAUCAAAAAAUUUCGUUUCCGUCGCAGCCAACCCAUGGACAUAAGAAGCUGUUGACCAUGUAUAUUCAGCAUCAGAAAAUUACAAGUGCAAAGUCCGUAUUUCGGAUGGUCCUUCCUUUACUCAGCUCUCUUCAGCCUAUGAUUAGGGAUGCGGUAAUUGCUGGGUUAAGUUCGAUCAAUAUAAACAUUUUCAAAACUCUUGCUGAGAAUCUUCCUGACUCGAUGAACGAAUGGGAGCCGGAUAAUCACAAAAGAGAUAUUUCGGAGGACCGUGUGCGUAUUGAGAUUGUUCACAUUUUGAGUAUAAUUACCAGUCGCUUCAAGUCUAACAAUAUUCUCUACGAUGAUGAAACAACUGUUUCCAACCUUGUUUCAAUCAUUAAGAACGGCAAAGUAUUUCUAUCGGCUCCUUUCGUUCAAACUCUGCCUGAUUUUCAACGUUUGCGUUGCUAUUUUGCUGCACUUCUCGAGAACGUGUUUCUUGGGUUAAAAGAGAAACUGGACCUCGAUAACUGGUUGCCUUUUGAAGCACGUAUUGGCUGUUUUAACUACUUGAAAGAAUGGUGCGGAUAUGGUGAUUCCAAGGAUAUACUUGAAGAGAGAACACAAGUGAUGAUUUCGUUUGCGAAACAAUUCAAAGAGCCCGCUACAGCGAUUGGAUUGUUGGAAAUCGAUAUCAAAGCACUUCAAAUUGCAUCCUUGAGCUGUAUGGCCAAACUUUGCUCUGGAGCUUUAAAACAAUCAUUAGUAGUUCCAGGAAAAACUGCUGUUCUCUCUUUCGACAUAAAAAGCGUCAUGAAUUGGGUUCAUGAAAUCAUACUCUCGGACAACGAGAGGGUGCUUGAGAUGGGUAAAUCUGCACUAAAGAACAUAAUGGAUAUCAACAUCAACAAUGAUGAUAUUUACCAAGAGGUCUUGCGUCAGUGUUACAAUCCUGGCAACUCCGCAAAAGUAAAGGAAGUUUACUAUACCAACCUUGUGUAUGCUUUCCUCAAACAUAGGAAGAUUGAAAGUAUGCCUCACGAUAUUUUCUGCCUUUCGACCUUUUUGGUAGGCACUGACUCAUAUCUGACGAGAGUGUCGGCAAUUGAACUAUUGAAGUCCAUGGAAAGCAGAUUCCUAAAAACAACAACUGCAGAUUAUUUUACUGAAAGUGUCUGUUGUACAACCAUGGUCGUUUACAAGAAGGUUCUUUUUGAAAUUUCUGUAAAACUUGCUUCACUUCAUUCCAAAGACGCAUUUACGUUCAUCAGCUUUUUAACCAAGUACUUCAAUCUAGUGGGGAACUCUACAAGAAGGGAUAUCUUGGCUUGCUUGUUGCCAUGGGUUCAAACUGUCGAAUUGAAAUAUAAGAGCAAGGAGGAGGAAACAUUAUCUGAACCUCAAACGCAGUCUCAGCCCUUCAACAACGAAAUUGAUGCUCCAUCCUUGAUGGUGCUUAAUAAUUUAUUUGAAAUAACUGUGAAGUUCAGUAAAAAGAUAUCGAAUGAAGUUGAGGCUCUCUGGGUUGCUCUAGGGACAAAACAAAGCAAUUUCGACAUCAUUGUCGAAUACAUCAUGCGAAACUGUCUUGAAAGAAGAAAUUCGAGCUUCGUCUCUUAUUCAAGACAGAUCAUAGCUUAUCUUGUCUAUUCUCAGCCAGAUUCAUCCAUCAUUAUUAGUAGGAUGAUCGGGAAUUUACAACCCAAGGCAAUGAUACCUCAUCCUUUCUCUCUGGCGGCUUCUAGAAGGGCAGACCUUGUGGAGGGGUUCCCAUAUACUGCUAACUUGACUGAGUUGCUCUCGCAGAAUUCAAAAGAGUCUGCCUUCUCUUUGGGCCAAUUGUCAAUGGUCUUCUUAGUUGACUUGUUCCGAUCCAAUAACGAGAUGAUCAUUCCACAUUUGCCGUUGCUCUUACAUGUCUGUUUCUCGUUACUUGACCAUUAUUUCUACGUUGUACAAGAACAAGCUGCCUCGCUUCUUAUUUACCUAGUGCAUUCUAUUGCACCCAACACUCCCAAAUCGAUUCAGACAAUCGAGAUCUUAAGACAUAAAGAUCACUUUAAGUAUCUAUGGGUUUAUGAUGAUCUCAAUAAUGAUAAAAAAGGUGGCAUAACACCCAGAAAUAUGGACUCUUUGGUGAGAAAGAUCUUAGAAAUAUUUGCUCCAACAGUACCAAAUUUGCAAGCUGAUUGGAGUCGUGUUUCUUUAAAAUGGGCAACAACUUGUGCUGUGCGUCACAUUGCUUGUCGCUCUUUCCAAAUCUUUAGAUCUCUAUUAUCGUUCCUUGAUCAAGCAAUGCUAAAAGACAUGUUGCACCGUCUUUCUAACACUAUCGCUGACGAGUCGAGCGAUAUCCAAGGCUUCGCCAUGCAGAUCUUGAUGACUCUCAAUGCAAUCACUGCGGAGUUGGAUUCUGAGAGUUUGAUUGAUUUUCCUCAACUCUUCUGGUCAAGUGUCGCUUGUCUUUCAACAAUACAUGAACAUGAGUUUAUUGAGACUAUAUCAACGAUGUCAAAGUUUGUUUCCAAAAUUGAUCUUGACGCUCCGGACACCAUAUCCUGUCUUAUUUCGACUUUUCCACCCAAAUGGGAAGGUAGAUUUGAGGGUUUGCAGCAAAUCGUCAUGGUUGGUUUAAGAUCUUCAGUUGCUUGGGAGCCGACAAUCAAAUUUUUGGACAAACUCAAUCACUUGAAGGAUAGCGAAAUUAUUGGUUCUGGGGAUCACAGGCUUUUUGUUGCCAUCGUUGCUAAUCUUCCUAGGUUUCUCCAUGCACUUGAGGAGCAAAAUAUUACUCCUGAAAUUGAAGAGGCCUGCAAUCUUAUCGGGGAAAUGGCUGCCACGUGCAACAAACCGGCAUUGGCUAGAAUUUUGAACUCAGUGGCAAAGUCCAAAUUUCGCUCGAAGAAGGACUUUUUGGUUCAAACUAUAUCAACUAUACGAACCAGUUUCUUCCCUGACUAUGAAGCCCAGACUUUGGUUUUAUUGUUAAGUUUGCUUUCAAAUGAAAUUCCCUGGGUCAAGCUUGAGACCUUAAACAUAUUGAAGCAUACCCUUCCACUCGUGGAUUUGCUGAAGGAUGACUUCGUUGGUGUCGGUGCUGAUCUUAUCUCUCCAUUGUUGAGACUUCUUCUCACAGAGUACGCUGAGCCAGCGCUUGAAGUUCUCGAUGAAGCAGUGGUGAUAUCCGGAUCUCAGCUCGAUAAAGACAUCUUAAGAAUGAGUUUAGGAAAUUCUUCGAUGAAGAAAGAGUACGAGCAGACAGCCACUCUUUUUGGCAUACCGGAAUCCAGUGGGUGGGCUAUCCCUAUGCCAGCUGUUACUGCCGCUAGCACGAGAAACAACAUACAUGCAGUUUUUGAAACAUGUAACGAGAGCUCUACUGUUGAGGAAAAGCAAAAGGACUUUGCUGACGAGGAGAUUGAAUUCUUAAUGGAGGAUUACUACGAGUCUGAGGUGGAUCAUGCCGACGGUGCAUCUACGGUCAAUGAAGUGCCUGGUGCAACACUCAGCAAUAUGUGGGCGGCACUAGAUGAUUUCGACUCAUUCUUUACAAAGGAUACUGAUCAGAGGUCCAACUUGGUUUCUAAUAUGACUACCAAUGGAAAAAAUUUCUCCGGCAGAAAUGUCAAGCAGCAUGCCCAAUCGGCAUCCAUUGAUACCAAAGAGAGUACCAGUAGUGACUUGACGUCACCAAUUGAUUCCGCUCCACAUGUGUAUGACAAGAAAGCACUCGUCAUUUUGAACAGAAGUUUGGCUAGGACGCAAUCUAAUACGUCCUUUAAGAGCAGUUUAGCAGAUAACUUUGGCAGCCCUAAGGUAUAUGGGCCUCAAGAGAAUUCAGCAACUCGAAGAUCAUAUAUACCUUUUCGAAGCAGUCGGGUUGCUAAAAAGCUGGACUCCCUCACUACACCAACUAUGAAUACAGCUACCGCAUUCGAACAGCCUCCUCCGAAUAGCGCCAAAACGAUUAAAGGGAGCCCGUCGUUGUCUCUUCAACAUACAGUCAGCGGAGGCUCUCAGAAAGGACCAAUAGAUAUCCCGAAGCUUGAGUCGUCUACAAGAUUGGACAAUCUUUUGGGAGGCGGCCGGAAAAAGAAUCGGAAGUGA